Molecule: messenger RNA, 2257 nt
Organism: Clupea harengus (Atlantic herring)
Lineage: Eukaryota; Metazoa; Chordata; Actinopteri; Clupeiformes; Clupeidae
Gene: ddx52
Product: DExD-box helicase 52
Biological process (GO): maturation of SSU-rRNA
Molecular function (GO): nucleic acid binding; ATP binding; RNA helicase activity
Source: RefSeq, a predicted model, not a curated record
GUUGCUUUGACCCGGAAGUUACAGACAAUUCGUAGCUUUUUACGCACAUGGGAAGUAGAUUGCACGCUGGCAAGAUGGAUACACACGACCUGUUUAGGAGGCUUGGGGCUGGAACGAAAUUUAAUUAUCAAAGAUUUGGAAAAGAUGCCGAAAGAUUUAAGGUGCUGAGACUACAACAGAAGAAAGGCUCUACUGAUCCGCUAACAGCAAUAGACUUUUUUAGUUCGGGAAGUCAUGAUAUUGUGAAUGAUGAGGAUGACGAGAAGGACUUGGAAUUGGAGCAGGAGUCUAAAUCUGUCAAAAGGAAAUUGAAAGAUGAAGGGAAAACUUCGAAUUCAUCUCAGAAGAAGAAGAAAAAAGAGAAAGCCUCUGUAAUGACAGAGGAUGAGGCAAUACAAUGGAUUUCCUCGUCAGAAAAGAAGCCUAUUGAUCUAAAAGAUGCCAAAGAUCAGCUGUCUGUGAAGAGACUUAAGCAGCUCCACCAAGAGAAGGUAAAUCAGAUCCGAGGCCAGAACAAGAUCCAUGUGCAUGGGACAGACAUUCCAGAUCCAGUCUGUACCUUUAAUGAGCUGCAGAAUGAAUAUCAGCUAGAUUCAAAAGUUCUUCAGAACAUUUGCACAGCAGGCUACGAAAGCCCAACAGCUAUUCAAAUGCAGGCCAUUCCUGUCAUGAUGCACAAACGGGAGAUCCUUGCAUGUGCUCCAACCGGCUCAGGGAAGACGGUGGCUUUCUGUUUACCUGUCAUCACGAACCUACGCAAGCCAGUCAACAAGGGCUUCAGGGCCCUGGUGAUGUCCCCCACACGUGAGCUGGCCCAUCAGACUUACAAGGAGCUCCUCAGCCUUGUGGAUGGAACAGGUCUCAGAGUGCACAUCAUCAAGAAGAAGGACACAGUCAAAAAACAAGGACCUAAAUCCAAAAAAGUAUUCGACAUACUGGUAAGCACGCCCAACCGUCUCAUCUACCUGCUGAAUCAGGACCCGCCAGCUUUAGACCUCAGCACGGUGGAAUGGCUGGUAGUGGACGAGUCAGACAAGCUGUUUGAGGAUGGCAAAACGGGCUUCAGGGAGCAGCUGGCAGCCAUUUUCCAAGCGUGCUCCUCGCCAGCCCUCCGCAGGGCGUUCUUCAGUGCCACCUGUGCCCCGGAUGUUGAAAAAUGGUGCAAGCUCAACCUGGACAAUCUUGUUGUGGUCAACAUCGGAGCCAGGAACUCUGCCGCAGAGACAGUAGAGCAGGAGCUCCUGUUUGUAGGGGCUGAGAACGGGAAGCUGCUCGCGUUCAGAAACCUGAUCAGGAAGGGCCUCAAUCCCCCGGUGCUAGUAUUUGUGCAGUCCAUCGACCGCGCCCGGGAGCUCUUCCACGAGCUGGUCUACGAAGGCAUCAACGUGGACGUCAUCCACGCCAACCGGACCCAGCAGCAACGGGAAAAUGUGGUGAAGAAUUUCAGAUUAGGGAAGAUCUGGGUGCUGAUCUGCACCGCACUUCUAGCCAGAGGCAUCGACUUCAAAGGGGUCAACCUGGUGGUCAACUAUGACUUCCCAACCACUGCCAUCGAGUACAUCCACCGCGUCGGCCGCACCGGGAGAGCGGGCCACAAGGGUAAGGCCAUCACAUUUUUCACGGAGGACGACAAGCCCCUUAUUCGCACGAUCGCUACAGUCAUCAAACAGGCAGGGUGUCCCGUGCCUGACUACAUGACGGGGUUCAGGAAACUGGAGACUAAACAGAGACGGCAGCUCGCGAAUGCCCCUCCCAAGAGACAAUCUAUCCGCACAACCCCACAGUUCGUCACCCAGAAGGGCAAAGGCAAAGGCAGAAAAAGAAAGAGGAAAGCGGGCAAGAAAGUUGAGGCCGCAGUUGCACCCAAGGAUGGGGUGACAUCACAAGAGACCACUGAUAACGGAAAUGUUGUCGAGAGCCUUGCUUUAGAGCCCUGAAGUUCUGCGUUGAGAUAUCAGAAAUGUCUUUUCAUUACCCUUUGACAAUUCAGAAUCUGGCCCACAUUUGACCAUAGUUGAGUUCAUAUUUCUGACAUUCAGUUUGCCAAACUUUAUUCCUUUAUUCCUGGAUGGUACACAGGGUGUAAUGUGCCAUGCUUUAUUAUGCCGCUAUAUGUCUGUGACUACUGCACCCACUAAGUGAAAAUAAAUCAAAGGUGAAAUUUGGAUGUUAAAAUGACCUGUUAACUAUGACAACAUGCAGGUUCUAUUUUGAAUAUGUAGGCCUAACGUAUAAUAAACUUUCUAAAAUACUAAAA